AUGCCUCAUGUUGCAAUGUCUGACCACUCACUCUCUAACGUCGGGCGCUCCUGCGGCGCUGCAACUCGGGUUAUGUUUUUGAAACAAGACCCUUGUUGCAGAAAAAAAAAACUUCACAACCGAAACAUUUCCUAUACCUUCUACCUCCAGGACCCCGCGGCGCCGGAGACCGGGGAGAAGCACAUACUCAGAUCCGGCCUCCAGAAGUUCUCAUCCACUAAUUCGGUCUGCGGUAGGUACGACUUUGUGAAGAAAGCCGAUUUGGCCGCAUCCGGGUGCCUCAAGGAUGACUGCCUAGUGAUCAAGUGCACUGUCAAGGUCAUUACCAGGCUGAUUGACGACCGUCAGGAGGGCGACGACAACACCAGCGUCAUUGUGCCACUUGCGGACCUAAGCAAAGAUCUGUCUAAUCUUCUAGACAGCGGCCUCAAGGAGGACCUGACCGUCAGGAUCGGCUGGUUCAAGAGAUUCAAGGUGCACGCGUGCGUGCUCGCUGCGAGAUCGCCGGUCUUCCGAGCCCAGCUGUGCGGCGCCAUGAUGGAGAGCAGAGAAAGCAGCAUCCGCGUCGAGGACGUGGAUGCCAAGGUUUUCAAGAUCCUCAUGCAUUACAUGUACAAUGAUCGUCUGCUAGAGUCUAUGGAUGAGACAACUGAAGAGACCACAAAGAUGACGCGGCAUUUGCUCGUCGCGGCUGGUCGUUACGCAAUGGAAAGGCUAAAGCUGGUGUACGAGAGCAGGCUGAGCAAGGGGUUAGACGUCAACACGGUGGGGUUCACCUUGGAUCUUGCAGAGCAAUACCACUGUUUCAGCAGCUUAAGGAUUGUCGUCUCAGGUACUCCCUCCGGUCCU
Molecule: messenger RNA, 849 nt
Organism: Triticum aestivum (bread wheat)
Lineage: Eukaryota; Viridiplantae; Streptophyta; Magnoliopsida; Poales; Poaceae
Product: BTB/POZ and MATH domain-containing protein 2-like
Exons: 2
Biological process (GO): protein ubiquitination
Molecular function (GO): protein binding
Source: RefSeq, a predicted model, not a curated record